AUGAAACAAGCGAGUUGCGCAGCGCUGGACCAGGCUGCAGACAUGCUGCUCAUGCCAAAGGACCCCGACCCCCAAGCCACAGGGGCCGCUGCCUCGGCGAUGCCGCUGCCUUCUGGCGGGGCUGCCGGCAAGCAGGAGGGAUCUCCCCUGGACCUUGAUCUUUGGCAGGACGACUCUUUCAGGAUAGCCUACUACAAGGCCCACAAUGUGUUUGAGGUGUGGCUGCACCCAGACCGCUACAAAACCAAGCCCUGCGCAGACGGUCAGGCCUGCACACGCAAGGUCUGCUUCUUCGCGCAUUCUUCGGCCGACCUCAGACGGCCGCGCGCGCCGCUGUCGAUCCGCACAGCGCCCGCCGCCGCCGCCCCGCAGCAGCCGCGGCUGCAGGCGGACGACGGCAGUGACGGCAGCGGCAGUGCCCGUUCCGAUUACUCGGCGGCGUGGCCGGGCGCCUGCUGUGCGCCGCGGCGCACUGCGUCAGCUGCAGACAUCGGCGGCAGCACCAAGUGGCAGGCUGCCGCCUGCUGCGCCUGCGCGGGGCCGGCGCUGGGCCCCUCGCCCAAGACGGCCCUGCCGCGCUCGCGCCUCGCCGCCUCGUCGAAGCGCGAGCCCGACGAGGGGAUGCGCCCGGCUGCGCUCGUAAGCAGCUCCUGCUGCUAUGGCGAUGGCAAUGCUGGCGAGGUCCUGCAGGUGCUGCUGCAGCAGGCGGAGGAGAGCAGCCGCCGCGCAGCUGCCGCGAUGGCGGCAGCCAUAGAGGCCGAGGCCGCCGCCGACGCGGCCGCGGGGCGGGUGGCGGCGUUCGCAGCGUCCGUCAGUAUGGGGCUGCCGCUCGCCGCGUGCGCGGCCGCCAGCGUCCCCGUGUCGUCCCCAAUGCCGCUCCUUGCGGCCACACCCGUCUCGGCCCCGCCGCUGGCCCAGGCACCCGUGCAGCUGCCACUGGGCGGCACUGCGCCGCCCAUGUGCUCUUACGGUUUGCCCGAGUCAACAGGACACGCGCACGCCCUUGGCGCAUUUCCUCUGGCCUCGCCCGCGCAGCUUCCGAUCGCGCCCUCGGCGCUGGCCCCCAUCGACGCGGCGGCGCAGCUGCCGCUGUGGGCGGCACUGCAGGCGCAGGCUGCGCGACCCUUGCAGCCGCAGGCUGGCGGCGGCGGGGCGCUAGCGGGCUGUGGUGCACCCCUAUUUUGGGCGAACGGCGGCAUCGUUCUGUGA
Monoraphidium neglectum is the source of this 1209-nucleotide messenger RNA. Its product is annotated as Zinc finger CCCH domain-containing protein 37. Bases 1 to 1209 code for a protein of 402 amino acids. The record is from RefSeq and is a predicted model, not a curated record. Lineage: Eukaryota; Viridiplantae; Chlorophyta; Chlorophyceae; Sphaeropleales; Selenastraceae. The transcript has 4 exons.